AUGCCUGAGAAAUGGUGGUCUGUAUUUUGGAGAAAAUCAAAUGGAUAUUUCGGCUGUGAGACAACGCACCAAGAAGGUAAUGUCAUAGGUUUCAAUACAUGGGCAUACUUCGAGACGAAACAGAUUCAGAGUAAUUCAAAUUACGAGUGGAUCACGCUGAAUAUAUUUACUCGGUGGAUCCCUUCUCUGAAUCAAACAUUUCUGCUUAUUUUUGAUCUGGCAAAAGUCCACUGGGAACCAAUGCUUCAGUCAAUAUCGAAGCCAGUCAAAUCCUACUUAGGUAUUCCAUUCUGGCCCUACUCGCACGUGCUAGAAAUUUUGGUCUCUAUCGAAGAGUCCGCUGUCUGGGCCAUCCGGGAUCAAGUGAGGGCGUUUGAAAAAAAUAUCAAUCCAGGUAGACUACAGCCAGAGUACCGGAGAAUGCAUGACAUUGCCCGCCACGCUAUUCAUGUUAGUGAGAGUCUAGACGUCUCGGUUCAAAAUAUCGAGACUAUCAUCAAACAAUACGGUCUCUAUAUAGAAUCACAACCAAGAAACUCAUACUCUGGCGAAGAUGAAGAUCUCAAAAACAAGAUCGAGUUUUUUCGGUGCUACAUCGCAAGUCUACGCCACCGCUCAAUAUCAAACGAGAAGCGGCUCCAGAACGAGAUCCAACUAGCGUUCAACAUUGUCGCCCAGGAUAGUGCAGAAACGUCUAUGCAAAUAGGUCGUGCCGCACAGGUCGACAGUUCGACUAUGAAAACAAUCGCAUUUGUCACGUUGGCCUUUCUCCCGCCUACCUUCAUCUCAUCCAUCUUCAGCAUGUCGUUCUUCCAGUCUGGAAAUAAUGGCUGGGGUAUGUCAGAUAAGUUUUGGAUAUAUUGGGUGUUUGCCAUCCCAACAACCAUUGCUACGCUUGUAGUCUGGCAGUACUGGCAUAAACUCUUCCCUAAGCCAACGGUUGCUCCUGUUAUAUCAAAUGUUUCCCAGGAACAUGUUUGA
This is a messenger RNA of Penicillium taxi, 981 nucleotides long. RefSeq lists its product as uncharacterized. The transcript is spliced from 2 exons. The coding region runs from base 1 to 981 and encodes 326 amino acids. Lineage: Eukaryota; Fungi; Ascomycota; Eurotiomycetes; Eurotiales; Aspergillaceae. The record is from RefSeq and is a predicted model, not a curated record.